AUGGACACAUCAGGAUCGACAUCACCCGGUCGCUCUUAUGCUCUCAAUUCAAGUCCAUUAAGUCGUUUGAGCGAAUUACUUAAGGAUGUCAUCGAUAAAGAAGUUCCACAAUUGAACGAUUUCACAAAUGGAAGGUUAUUUUUAACUAAAUUGGGAACACAACUAUCAAAUACUCUCCAAUCUUCAAAACACACACCAAUAUCUUACGAUCUUGCCAAAAUGAUAGAUUUUGGUUUUCGUUAUUUCUUAAAUGAGAUUGUUACCGAAACAAAGAAUUCAUGCUUAUCAUCAAACGCUUUAACACGAUUGCACACCCCACCAACACUAUCACUCGACAAUUCAGAUCAAGAAAAUCAAGAAGUUGACAAGUUAAAAGCAGAUUUAUUUUUUGUUCGUAAUGAAAAAGAAAAUCUUACACUCGAAUUAGAAAAUCUUAAAACGAAAGUCAAAAAUACUAAAGAAUCAUUGAUCCAAUCCAAAAAUCAAUAUUCGCAAAUGACAAACCAAUCCCAAACGAAAAUAAACGAUCUCCAAGCAUCGUUAAAGCAGACUACUAAAGAGCGCGAGGAAUAUCGAACGCAAGUUAACUCUCUUCAUGAAAAAUACGUAACAUCUCUAAAUGAUAUCCGAGAUUUAGAGAACAAAAUGCAUAAAAUUGAUGCCGAACUUACGUUAUCCAAGCGAUCCGCAAAUAUUUCUAAAGCAAAAGUUUCAAAAUUGGAAAAUCAAAUUGAAAAUCUUCAACAAACCAUUUCUACGCUUUCCGAAUCAGCUAAUUCACCAGUAAAUUCAAGAAGAUCAUCAAAUGCUAACCAAAACAGCUUUACAGAAAUGAAACUCUCUCCACAAAGAGAAGUUUCUAAUUCUUAUAAGUCAACAGCACAAGAAACUCUUAAACACGCACAAGAGAAACUUGAUGAAACCAACGAAGACAUGAUUUUGGCAAAUAAAUUGAAAGCAAAAAUCGAAGAAGAAAUUAGUAAAGAAAUAGAACUUCCUGAUAAUGCAGAACAAGAAAGCGAACAACAGAAUGAGCGGUUCGAUGCUCUAAACAGAUCAAUUAGUGACCUUGAGGAAGAAAAAUCUAAAUUACUCGGCGGACUCAAUUAUUACAAGCAAAUUGUCAAUAAUAUCAAGGAUGAACUCGAUUUCAAAGGCAAUGAAACCGAAAUUUCCUCAAAUAUUAAAUUAUUAAUUUCAAAAUCUCAACAAAAUACCGAAAACUUUGAUGAAAGAAGCAGUUACGAGUCUCUCAUUAACGGAUUAGUCAAUUUUAUUGCUAAAUUCGUUAAUAAUGAUGAUGUCACGAGUAUUCCUUUGAAAUCUUUAGUUCCCAUCAAUAAAAACGAGUCAAUUCUUGAAACUGUUAAGUCAGCGGUUACAAAUUCCCUCAAUUUGGUCAGUGAAUCCAAUGAAACACCUAUUUUUGAAGCAUCAACCGGUUCCGACAAAGCUGUAGAGGACAUUAUGAACAUAUUAAUGCCAAAGAAGAACUACAAAGUCUUCGCAGUCGUCUCUCUCCUUUCAUCUGUCAACGGAAGACUGAUUGAAAUAAUUAAUGAGAAAAACCGUCGAACGAAGUCAUUAUUACAGUAUUUCCCUGACUCCUCUGAUGACAACAUCCUUAAUAAUGUUCUUGAUUUCGUUCGAAAUCUUCAAUCUACCUUUAUAAACGCAAAACACAUUUUAACUUCACAAUUUCAACGAGAAAUCGACGAUCAAAACGAUGUUCGAUGCAUUUCCAUGUUUGUUGAUGAAUGCAGCAGCGUUUUGACUAACAUGGAAGUCGAACUUCGUCCAAUUCUUGGAUCCGACACAGAUUUCGCAGAAAUUCCUAUCAAAGCGCGUACAAUUAUCGAUGAAGUUAAGCAAACAUCACUUUCCUCCACCAAAGCAAACAAAACAAAGCAAGAAGAAGAGUUCCAAAAGUUAAUUUCAGAAAAUUCGGAAUUACGAAACAAUAUUCUUCAACUUCAGACACGAUGUAACAGAUAUACACAGCAGAUACAAGCAGUUGAAGCCGAAAACAUUGGAAUUAAAAAAGAAAUGAACGAUAAUAAAUUAGAAUUUGAGAAAAAGAUCGAAAAAAUCAUGAAAGAUGAACAGGAUAAGUAUGUCAAUGAGCUCCAGAAGGUACAAAAGGCAUACGAUGAUCAUAAAGCUGAAUUAGAACUAAAGAAUCUAAAUUUGAGUUCCAAACUGAAAGCAAGUCAACAAAAUGCUGAAGAACUAUCAUUGUUGUACCAAGAAAAUGCUUCAAAACUCAGAGAAAAAGAAUUUUCUCUCGAAAAUAUUUCACCUACAAAGAAUUUCGAUAAUAGUUAUUUAAUUCCUAUUCUAUCUCAAUGCUUUGUAGUCACUGGCCAAUGGAAUGAGUCAAAAAUACAAAAAGCAGUCGCUACUUUGAUUGCUAGACUGCAAAGACUGGAAAAGGAAAGAGCUACAGCAUCUAGAACACCAAGAAAGUAA
Trichomonas vaginalis G3 is the source of this 2469-nucleotide messenger RNA. RefSeq lists its product as uncharacterized. The record is from RefSeq and is a predicted model, not a curated record. The transcript has a single exon. Bases 1 to 2469 code for a protein of 822 amino acids. Lineage: Eukaryota; Parabasalia; Trichomonadida; Trichomonadidae.